UGUAUGGUCACAUGAUUUUUAACAACAAGAAAGAAGCAGUUUGUACUGAAUAACAUACAGCGUUUUUAUAACGUUUAUAAUCAGUGUUUGAUGUUAAGUUUAUUUUUAUGCAGUAAUACAUGUUGAUAAAUCAUUUGGUUCGUAUUAAAUGUUCGAAACCUGACUAGAUACUUUUCGCUGCAGAAGCCACAACAUGAGCGCGUUAAGAAAAAGAGGAAGCAUUUUUGUUGUCUUUUAUUAUGUCUGGAGUUUUCACGUCCUUUUCGGAUACAAUGUAUCCAGAGAAGAGCAGCAACUCAGCCUGAACAGGGAAUGGACCAUACAGAACUCAAAUGGGUCCCUGUCGCUUCCUGCAGAGGUACCGGGGUGUGUACACUCAGCUCUCCUGAAACAGGGCUUUAUCAAGGAUCUCUACUUCAGGUUCAAUGACGUAGCAUAUAGGUGGAUCGCUCUUGACAACUGGACAUACACCACUACAUUUUCUGCCUCAACUGAGCUAAGGGCUAAACAGAGAGUCCAGCUGGUGUUUGAAGGGGUGGACACUGUAGCGUCCAUCUCUCUGAAUGGAGUUGUUGUGGGAAAGACGGACAACAUGUUCCGCAGAUAUGACUUCAGCGUAGGCCAGUUGUUGAGAGAAGGGAAGAACGUUGUGAAGGUGAGCCUCCUUUCCCCUGUAGUGUACGCCUCAGAAAGGAGUCAGGCCCACUCCUCCUACAGGGUGCCCCCGGACUGUCCUCCGCCCGUCCAGAAGGGCGAAUGUCACGUCAACUUUAUCAGAAAGGCUCAGAGUUCCUUCAGUUGGGACUGGGGACCGUCAUUCCCAACCCUGGGGCUGUGGAAGGGUGUUCACCUGGAGGCCUUUGAUGUGCUGCGACUGAUCCAUCUCUCUACCGUACCAGUCUAUGACUCCUCUCUGUCUCAGUGGGUGGUGAGGGUGGAAGUGUUGGUUGAUGCUGUGGAGGAGACUAAAGCCCAGGUCAACCUCUCUCUGAUGGAGCUGUCUACAGAACACACCUUCACAGUGGUGUUUCUCUCUGGGCAGAGCAGGAACACCUUCAGCCUCCAUGUGAACACAAGUAACCAGGUGAAGCUGUGGUGGCCCAGUGGCCAUGGUGAGCAGCCCUCCUAUCGUCUCAGUGUAAGAGGAACCAUGCUGGAGGGAACAGCCAUACUCAGGACAGACACACAGGUGUAUUUCCGUACAGUGGAGCUGGUCCAGGAGCCAAUCGCUGGUUCCCCUGGGCUGAGUUUCUACUUCCGGGUCAACAAGAAGCCCAUCUUCCUGAAGGGGUCAAACUGGAUCCCAGCUCACGCCCUUCAGGACCUGGUCAGCCCUGCUGAUGUGAGGAACCUUCUACAGUCGACUGUAGACGCUAAUAUGAACGCUCUCAGGGUCUGGGGGGGUGGAGUCUAUGAGCAGGACCUGUUCUACACUCUCUGUGAUGAGAUGGGCGUCAUGAUCUGGCAGGACUUCAUGUUUGCCUGUGCCAUGUACCCCACUGAGCCUGACUUCAUAGAGACGGUUAGAGAGGAGGUUGUCCAACAGGUGAGGCGCUUAAAGUCCCACCCCUCGGUCAUCGUGUGGAGUGGGAACAACGAGAAUGAGGCUGCCCUGGCCACUGAUUGGUUCGGCAUCCCUGUUGCCCAGCAACCCCGGUACCAUAGAGACUAUGUGACUCUGUAUGUGGACAACAUCAGGGCUAUUGUUCAGAAGGAGGACGGUAGUCGCCCGUUCCUGGUCUCCAGUCCCACAAACGGAGCAGAGUCUCAGCGGGAGGGUUGGGUGGCCCACGACCCCUACGACCUACACUUUGGAGACACACACUACUACAGCUACAGCCGUGACUGCUGGGACUGGACAGCCAUGCCACGCACCCGCUUCGCCUCAGAGUACGGCUUCCAGUCCUGGCCCUCCUUCUCCACCUUGCAGAAGGUGUCUGUGUCAGAAGACUGGAGCUAUGGGAGUCACUUCUCUUCUCACCGUCAGCACCACCAAACUGGCAACCAGCAGAUGCUCCAGCAGGCUGGGCUACACUACCAGCUCCCAGCCUCGGCAGAUCCACUGAAGAGAUACAGAGACACGCUAUACAUCACACAGGUCAUGCAGGCCCAGUGUGUUAAGGCCCAGACAGAGUUCUACCGCCGCAGCCAGAGUGAGGUCAUCGAGGGCAAAGGUCACACCAUGGGAGCUCUCUAUUGGCAACUCAAUGAUAUCUGGCAGGGCCCUUCCUGGUCCUCUAUAGAGUUUGGUGGGAAGUGGAAGAUGCUGCAUUACUUUGCCCAGGACUUCUUCUCCCCUGUGCUGCCGGUGGGCUUCGAGGACCAGGGUAGUCUGGUGGUCUAUGCUGUGUCUGACCUGAGCCACGACCUUCACCUCAGGACUGUGGUUUCGGUGUAUGAGUGGAGCAGUCUGGAUCCUGUGUGCACUGUGGCUUCCGGACAGGUGCUGGUGGAAGGAGGAAGUGCUGAGGUCAUCCACAAACAGCCAAUCACAGCCCUGCUGGCGGGGUGUGGGGGUGGGAGCUGUACCCGCCUCACCUGUCUCCUGACCUUUCACCUUGAGGAUGUCAACGGCCAGCAAGGUCCCAUCAACCACCUCUUCCUCAGCUCACCCAAAAAGGCCCAGGGGAUGCUGAGACCCAACAUCACUGCCAAGGUGCAGCAGGACGAGGUGGGAGAAUACACCGUGACCCUGCAGUCCUCCGCCGUAGCAGCCUUCGUAUGGCUGGAUGUGGGGGACGUCCCAGGACGAUUCGGCACCAACGGGUUCCUCAUGGUCACCAGGAACAGAACAGUGACCUUUAACCCCUGGGGUCUGACUAGUACCCAGCAGCUAGCCAAGGCUCUGACUGUUACGUCAUUGAGAGAUGUGUACUGACAUGGCAUCCUAUACCCAACGUAGUGCACUACUUUUGACCAGAUCCCUAUGGGUUGUGUACUAUAUAGGGAAUAGGGUGCAGUUUGGGACGUACUUACUGAACCACUACCCAGUACCCAGGAGUUAACCCAGACCCUCUCUAUAACCUCUCAGAGAUGAGUACUGAGACCCUCUCGCUAACCUCUCUCAGAAAUGAGUACUGAGACCCUCUCCCUAACCUCUGAGAUGAGUACUGAGACCCUCUCCCUAACCUCUGAGAUGAGUACUGAGACCCUCUCCCUAACCUCUGAGAUGAGUACUGAGACCCUCUCCCUAACCUCUGAGAUGAGUACUAAGACCCUCUCUAUAACCUCUCAGAGAUGAGUACUAAGACCCUCUCCCUAACCUCUGAGAUGAGUACUGAGAAUAAGAAUCAUGCAAAUCAUUUGUUGUUGUGACAGCCAAAUAUGUUAAUGACACGUGAGGCUGCUGAAAACCUUUAUUGAAAUGACAAAAAAGUGUCAGUAGUUUGCUGAAGAUGGCGCCAAAAGUUAGGCUAAUUACAUGGGUGUAACGGGAGUACCCUACGUCUGUACCCUGCUCGGUGGUGUGGUCACGUUAAGCCACGCCUUGCCUGGAACUCAAUCAAUUAAGAAAAUCUAAUUUUCUGGUGCUCCUAAAUUUCAUGUGGUGCGCCUAAUUUUUUUAAGUAGGGAAAACCAGUGCUACCAAUGUUUUUUUUUGUUUUUUUUUGCCCUGACUGAAACCCUCUCCCUAACCUCCCUCAGAGAUGAGUACUGAGACACGAGAAACCCCAACACUCUCAGACGGUGGAUGGACAAUGUUGUGUGUGAGAUUUGUUGUAAAUAAGAUAUAAUUGAAGGAAUUUGCAAUAAUAAAGUAAAUGGAGAUAUA
Coregonus clupeaformis (lake whitefish) is the source of this 3772-nucleotide messenger RNA. RefSeq names its product mannosidase, beta A, lysosomal (gene manba). The coding region runs from base 194 to 2878 and encodes 894 amino acids. Gene Ontology annotation, biological process: carbohydrate metabolic process; glycoprotein catabolic process. NCBI's taxonomy places the organism in Eukaryota, Metazoa, Chordata, Actinopteri, Salmoniformes, Salmonidae. The transcript has 17 exons. The record is from RefSeq and is a predicted model, not a curated record. Gene Ontology annotation, molecular function: beta-mannosidase activity.